AUAUGAUUUUACAAAGAGUUUUAAUACUUUACAAGCACAACAGGGUGGAUUCUUUUUCUUUUCCUUAAAAACCAAUGUUGAUAUAUAACUAUAUUUAUUUGACCUUAGAAGAGAAAUGAUACACUGACAUUUUGAAAUGUCAUUGGAAAGUGCCAAAAUUAAGUCACUGGUGACUAUAACUUUUCAAGGACUUACGUUAGUGUUAACGUGAUGACAUUUGCUAAUAUAUAAAUCAACAAAGAGAGUAGUUUUACCUGACAGUUUAGGUCUUUGACCCAGAGGAGACUUAUUUUAAAGUUCUAUGCUACUUAAAAAUGGUUAUAAAAAUCAAUUAUAAGUGUGUUGACACUGUUGCAGCUGAUGACUGCAGAUGCACUUUUUACCCCUUGAACAGUAUAAAAUGAAAUUGUUUAAAAAAAUGGGAAAGCAAAAGUAGAAGUCGAAUAAUAGAUGUGGUAGGGAGAAGGCGGAUUCAAGAACUAGAGAAAUGAUCACUUGUGUUAUGCCUCUCAUGAAAUGAAAUGUAAUUAAUUUGUAUUUGAGUUAUGAGCUUCAGUUUGUAUUAAAUAUAUUUGUUUACCUAUUGUUUUAGAAUUCCCCCCAAAAAUCUACAUUUUUACUUACAUUUCAUUAAAACACCCAAAGAAUGACUUGUUUACCUACAUUUUUUGUUUGUUUGUUUUUUGGUAUUGGUUAAUUAUUUCUCAAUUCCCAGGAUUCCUUCACCCAAACUGAGGUGGUAUAGGAUAAAUGAUAUAUGUUUGGAGGGACAAAAGUCAUUGAGGGGAAGAGUGACACCAGUAUUACAACUGCUUCUGGCUGAACAGGACCUGCAGAGAAACGUCUCCUGAAUUUGUCUUACAAUGGAACUUAAAAAGUCACCUGACGGUGGAUGGGGCUGGGUGAUUGUGUUUGUCUCCUUCUUUACUCAGUUUUUGUGUUACGGAUCCCCGCUAGCUGUUGGAGUCCUGUACAUAGAAUGGCUGGAUGCCUUUGGUGAAGGGAAAGGAAAAACAGCCUGGGUUGGAUCCCUGGCAAGUGGAGUUGGCUUGCUUGCAAGUCCUGUCUGCAGUCUCUGUGUCUCAUCUUUUGGAGCAAGACCCGUCACAAUCUUCAGUGGCUUCAUGGUGGCUGGAGGCCUGAUGUUGAGCAGUUUUGCUCCCAAUAUCUACUUUCUGUUUUUUUCCUAUGGCAUUGUUGUAGGUCUUGGAUGUGGUUUAUUAUACACUGCAACAGUGACCAUUACGUGCCAGUAUUUUGAUGAUCGCCGAGGCCUAGCGCUUGGCCUGAUUUCAACAGGUUCAAGCGUUGGCCUUUUCAUAUAUGCUGCUCUGCAGAGGAUGCUGGUUGAGUUCUAUGGACUGGAUGGAUGCUUGCUGAUUGUGGGUGCUUUAGCUUUAAAUAUAUUAGCCUGUGGCAGUCUGAUGAGACCCCUCCAAUCUUCUGAUUGUCCUUUGCCUAAAAAAAUAGCUCCAGAAGAUCUACCAGAUAAAUACUGCAUUUACAAUGAAAAAGGAAAGAAUCUGGAAGAAAACAUAAACAUUCUUGACAAGAGCUACAGUAGUGAGGAGAAAUGCAGGAGCAUGUUAGCCAAUGGUGACUGGAAACAAGAGAGCCUACUUCUUAAAAACCCCACAGUGACACACACAAAAGAGCCUGAAACGUACAAAAAGAAAGUUGCAGAACAGACAUAUUUUUGCAAACAGCUUGCCAAAAGGAAGUGGCAGUUAUAUAAAAACUACUGUGGAGAAACUGUGGCUCUUUUUAAAAACAAAGUAUUUUCAGCCCUUUUCAUUGCUAUCUUACUCUUUGACAUCGGAGGGUUUCCACCUUCAUUACUUAUGGAAGAUGUAGCAAGAAGUUCAAAUGUGAAAGAAGAAGAGUUUAUUAUGCCACUUAUUUCCAUUAUAGGCAUUAUGACAGCAGUUGGUAAACUGCUUUUAGGGAUACUGGCUGACUUCAAGUGGAUUAAUACCUUGUAUCUUUAUGUUGCUACCUUAAUCAUCAUGGGCCUGGCCUUGUGUGCAAUUCCAUUUGCCAAAAGCUAUGUCACACUGGCGUUGCUUUCUGCGAUUCUAGGGUUUUUUACUGGUAAUUGGUCCAUCUUUCCAUAUGUGACCACAAAGACUGUGGGAAUUGAAAAAUUAGCCCAUGCCUAUGGGAUAUUAAUGUUUUUUGCUGGACUUGGAAAUAGCCUUGGACCACCCAUCGUUGGUUGGUUUUAUGACUGGACCCAGACCUAUGACAUUGCAUUUUAUUUUAGUGGCUUCUGCGUCCUGCUGGGAGGUUUUAUUCUGCUGCUGGCAGCCUUGCCUUCUUGGAAUACAUGCAACAAGCAACUCCCCAAGCCAGCUCCAACAACUUUCUUGUACAAAGUUGCCUCUAAUGUUUAGAGGAAUAUUGGAAGACACUAUUUUUGCUAUUUUAUGCCAUAUAGCAAUGAUAUUUUAACAGAUUCUCAAGCAAAUUUUCUAGAGUCAAGAUUAUUUUCUUAUAGCAAAAUUUCACAAUGGAUGACUCCGAGUGAAUUAUUAUUGUUUUUUACAUAUCCUUUUUUUUUAUGUAGUGUAUGCGUAGCCUCUAUCUCAUGUAUUUUUUUUCUCUUUCUCCUCCCCGCACCAUCAAUGGGACUAUUCUAUUUUACUGUUAUUCACUAGUUCUUAACAUUGUAAAAAGUUUGACCAGCCUCACAAGGCUUUCUCCGUGUAAAGAAGUAUAAUUUCUCUGCCGACUCCAUUUAUUCCACUGCAAGGCACCUAGAGAGACCACUCCUAUUUUAAAAGUGAUGCAAGCAGCAUGAUAAGAUAUGUGUGAAGCCCGCUAGGAAAUAAAUCAUUCUCUUCUCUAUGUUUGACUUGCUAGUAAACAGAAGACUUCAAGCCAGCCAGGAAAUUAAAGUGGUUACUAAAACAGCCUUAAGAAUUGCAGUGGAACAAAUUGGUCAUUUUUUUAAAAAAAAGUUAUUUUAACCUACAGUCACCAGUUUUCAUUAUUCUGUUUUAUUUACCUCACUGAAGUACUCGCAUGUUGUUUGGUACCCACUGAGCAUACACUGUUUCCGUCCCUGAGGUGUUUGCUGAGAUGUGGGUGAACUCCAAAUGGAGGAGUAGUCACUGUAGACUUUCUUCAUGGUUGGCCACUCCAGCCUUGCUCACUUUUGUUUCUUGACCAUCCACUCAGCUGAUGUUUCCCAGGAAGUGCUAAUUUUACCUGUUUCCAGAUUGGAAACACAUUUCUCAAUCAUUCCGUUCUGGCAAAUGGGAACCAUCCAUUUGCUUUGGGCACAGUGGGGAUGGGUUGCAAGUUCUUGCGUAUCCUCCUGGUGAAGCAUUUAUUUGCUACUAUCGGAUUUUACCACUAUCAAGGGCAGAACUAAAAGUGAGUGUGUGUGUGUGUGUGUGUGUGUGUGUGCGCGCAUGUGCUAUGCAUGCUUUAAGUCUCUGUGGGAUAUGGGAAUGGAAAAGGGCAAUAAGAAAUUCAUACUCUUAUUCAACUGCAUUUAACCUUAAGAAAAAUGUCCUUGGGAUAAACUCCAAUGUUUAAUACAUUGAUUUUUUUUUCCUAAAGAAAUGGGUUUUAAACUUUGGUGUGCAUCAGAAUCCUCUACAGAUCUUUUUGAAAAUAUAGGUGCCUGGGUAUCAUGUGUGGAGCUUUUAAUUCUGCUGGUGUAGGCUGUUGCCCAAGCAUCUAUCAUUUUAUUGAGCUCUUCGAGUGAUUCUGAUAACACAGCCUGGAUUGAGAAUUUUUAUGAGAUUGGCAAUGGAAAAACAUUUAUUCUUUUAAAUAAUAAUUUUCUAAAAACCCAAGAGGUCAGGGGGUUUUUAUAAACAAAUAGCCAAGUGUUCUUUAAAUAGGAGGCACCCUUCCCAUUGUGCCAAAAUCAUCUUUUCAUUUCUUUUGAAAUAUGUAUGGUUAUUUUAUACUUGUAUGUUGCCUUUCUUUGAAGGCGCCUGAAGCACUUUAUAAGCAUGAAUCCUCACAGCACCUCUGUGAGGUAGGUAAAUAGUACUUUUCUAUGUAGUAAACCUGGAGUAUGGAGAAUUUCCUAACAGUUCAUUCUACUUAAUAAUGCAAUAAUGGAGCUCCAAGAUGUCUUGGACUUCUACACCACACUCAGACUUCUGGAAAGUUUUCCGUACCUCAUUCUUUAGUCCCUGUCAAGGUUAGUAAAUAAAACAAGUGACAUAAAAAAACAAAAAACAAAACAAAACAGAACUACCUGUUGUGUUGAAAGUUCCUUUUUGUCAAUGUUAUGUUCAGGAAACUCAAUAACCUGAAAAAGUUUGACUUUGAUGUGACAUCUUCAUAUUCAUCAAUGCUGAUAAUUGUCCAAAGGCAUCUUCACUAUGUCUACUAAAUAACAUCCAAUGUGUGCGUUAUCUAUUGUCUAGGGGAUGAAUUUUAAGUUACAAUAAAAUAUUUUUGUUUUGCAUCA
Cercocebus atys (sooty mangabey) is the source of this 4435-nucleotide messenger RNA. RefSeq names its product solute carrier family 16, member 9 (gene SLC16A9). The coding region runs from base 864 to 2393 and encodes 509 amino acids. Lineage: Eukaryota; Metazoa; Chordata; Mammalia; Primates; Cercopithecidae. Gene Ontology annotation, molecular function: monocarboxylic acid transmembrane transporter activity. Gene Ontology annotation, biological process: monocarboxylic acid transport; transmembrane transport. The record is from RefSeq and is a predicted model, not a curated record. The transcript is spliced from 6 exons.